Messenger RNA from Poeciliopsis prolifica (blackstripe livebearer), 2764 nucleotides. RefSeq names its product cabz01093075.1 (gene ccr8.2). The coding region runs from base 61 to 1191 and encodes 376 amino acids. Gene Ontology annotation, cellular component: membrane. NCBI's taxonomy places the organism in Eukaryota, Metazoa, Chordata, Actinopteri, Cyprinodontiformes, Poeciliidae. Gene Ontology annotation, biological process: G protein-coupled receptor signaling pathway; chemotaxis; immune response. Gene Ontology annotation, molecular function: chemokine receptor activity. The record is from RefSeq and is a predicted model, not a curated record. The transcript is spliced from 2 exons.
UCGGCGGUUUUCUUCCUCAGAAACUGGGUCGUGGAACCCUGUUGUUUGUCAGCUGAACAGAUGAAUCCCCCAGAUGAGACAGCUUUCACUUUUACUCUCUCUGAUAUUGGGUCUCCUGGGUAUAAUUCUACACCCUUUACUGAAAACACAACUGAAUAUUUCUAUCCAGACUAUGACGACUAUCAAACAUGCAGUUAUGUGAAAUAUGGGGCUUACUUUCUUCCACCCCUCUAUGCUAUUUUCUUCCUCUUAGGUCUCCUUGGAAACUCUUUAGUAAUCUGGGUCAUCGCUUGCGGGGUUAGACUCCGUAGCAUGACUGAUGUGUGCCUGGUCAACUUGGCCAUCGCUGACCUUCUCAUGGUGUGCUCUCUUCCCUUCCUCGCCCACCAAGCCAGAGACCAGUGGGUGUUUGGAGAUGCUAUGUGCAAGAUGGUCCUGGGCAUUUAUCACAUUUCUUUCUACUGUGGAAUCUUUUUCAUCUGUCUGAUGAGCAUCGAUCGCUACCUGGCCAUUGUACACGCAGUUUAUGCCCUUAGAGCACGCACACGCACCUGUGGCAUUGUGGCAGCUGCUAUUACAUGGGUGGCUGGCUUUUUGGCCUCUUUUCCUGACCUGAUUUUCCUCAAAGCCCAAACAUCUCCCAACGGUUCUCAGAGCUGCUACCCCGAGUUUCCCGAAAAAUUACCCAACGUUACGUCCUUCAGCCUUCAUUCAUGGAGAGUGUUUAGUCUCUUCAAAAUGAACUUUCUGGGCCUGUUUAUCCCAAUUUUCAUCCUAGGCUUCUGCUACUAUCAGAUCAUUUGCAGGUUGCUGUCAUCCCAGUCUUCCAAGAGGCAGACCAUCCGUUUGGUAGUCAUAGUUGUGGCCGUUUUCUUCUGCUGUUGGAUUCCUUACAAUGUGGCGUCCUUCUUCAAAGCACUGGAACUAAUGCACGUCUACAUCGGAUGUGAAAGCAGCAGGGCCAUCACGCUGGCUUUACAGAUUACCGAAGUCAUCGCCUACUUCCACAGCUGUCUCAAUCCCAUUCUGUAUGUCUUUGUCGGGGAGAAGUUCAGGAGGCACCUCAUAAGGCUCAUAAACAGAGCUCCAUGCAGUCUGUGCCAGGUGAUCAAGAUGUACAUUCCUCAAGAGAGAGGCGCCUCAGUGUACUCACAAACUACCAGCGUGGAUGAAAGGAACACCGUGGUGUAAUCUGGGACUUUAAAUUUAAAUCCUGUUACUUAUAGCAAUACCUUUGUGAACAUUUUUUAUACACAGAAUGUUCAUGUGAAGUCAGAAGAGGUCAUGCUAGUUUCAAGUUAACGGAGAGGUACCUUUGACUUGUUUUCUUGUUAUGACGAACGAUGGCGUACGUAUAUGUAGAAACUAUACUGAAUGUAAUACUUUCCCAUGCACAGUGUCUUCCAGUGAACCUUGUAUUUCUUAAUGUACAGCAUUUUAAAAUAUAUUCUAUAAAAAUGUUUCUUAUAUUUUAUAAUCUCAUUAUGAAGCUGUAAAAAAGUUUUAUGCGCAGAUUUUUGAUACUUAUGUUUUAUUGCAUUCCAACAUUUUAAAUGAAAAAUUCUGCUGUUCAUUUUCUGUCUUUUCAUUUUGUUUGUAAGAAUUUGGCUCCUAACACCUGCUUCUUUAGGGAUUAGACAUUUGCUUUGUUGUUCACUUGCAGUUAAUUUAUUUUGGGAAAUUACAGAAUUAACUAUCUAUUUUCUUGAAUUCGGAUUGUCAACAGCUAGCUAAAACCAAUAAUCCUUACAAAUAUUAAAAUACAAAGGUGUCGAAGUUAGAAAAGUCACUAACCAGAGCCAAAAAGAACCAACUUAGGUUGGUCAAAGUUAACUUGCUUAAGUUAUAUCAUAUCAUAGACAUUGUGUAAUAAACAACAACAAAUAUUCAGAAAAAUUAAGAUGUUACUGCAAAAUAGGAAAUUAUCUUUAUAAGCAAAUUUUUAUACAUAAUAACUUAGGUUCAUACUUUGUAAAAUAUACAGGCCUUAACUUUUAAUCAUUUAGACUUAGAUGUAAUAUUAUCACAUAAAAUUCUUACUAAAUUCAUUUGAGGCUGCGGUUAUCAAGCUUACUUGUCCUACCACAGUUUUUCUUUCCACUUGACUUGCAACCAAUAGGCGUUGAUGCUUCAAUCUUUGAACAGGCAGCUUCUUUUGCAUUAACUCUUUGUGGGAUACUAUACUAUAUACAAUACUAUAUAUUGAUGGGUUUUCAGUGGCUCAGGACUUGCCAAGUAAGCCGUCUCCCCCAUAUGCAUGUAGAGCGCAACACAACAUUUCUGAUUCAAAACAAUCGUUUUAAUGAUUGAUUGGAUAUGAUAGUUGUAAUUUCUGAUAAACAGAAUUUGCAGUUUUGAUGACAUUCUUGUUUAUUGCGAUGCACCUGUGUUUACAGCUGUGCAUUUUAUUAAACAGACCGCAGAUUGUUGAGAAACUGAAUACAUGACAGCAAACAUCACAUCAGAAAAAUUUUUGAGCUGAACUAAAAUUUCUCUUCCUGAGAUAAGUGUGAAACCCUCACGCACAGCAACUAUGUUGUACUCAUAAUCAUCCAUAAGCAAAAUAAACUGAGAAGAUAAAUUACAAAUAAAGAUUGUGAUAGAGUUCUCGGUUUGCUUGUUCCAGAUUGGUGCACAGCCUCUAAUGCAACCUGCAGAGUUAGCUUGGUAGACUCAGAAACAUGUUCUGCAGAGGAUCUGCACCUCACCUCAACCUUAAAAAAAAAAAAAAAAAAAAAAAAAAAACACAACCUGAAAGCGGAAA